AUGGCCCCCGAUUCGCGCGGCGACGAUGCGCCGGUGCCGGAGGAUGGAAGCGGCCAUCGUGUCGUGGAAGACCUCAAGGAGCGGCUUCGCCAGUGCCAGGCUGCCUGCAGGAAAACGCAUCGCGAGAAGGCGAGGCUAGCAGCAGCACUGGAACAACAGCGCGAAGACUCGAGGGACAUCAUCGAGCACCUCAAGGGAGAUGUUGCUCAGAAGGCGGAAUCAGUGCUGACGCUCGAGGAGCGACUGCAGUCGCUGGUCCAGCGGAGUGAUCGCGAUAGGGAGCGCGUCGCCGACUCGCGCCGGCGAGAGCAGCAGGAGGCUCGCGACGAGGCGGAGCGCUUGCACGCUUUGAUUAGCGAGCAGUCUGAAGAGCUGGAGAGGGUGCAGUCGUUCCGUGAUGCGCACGUGGCGCUGCUGGCGGAGCUGGCACGGGCCCGAGAAGAGGCCGCUCGACAUGAGAAGCUGGUGGUCGAUCUGGAGCGGAAGCAUCUCGUCGAGAAGGAUGGCCUCAAGAAGGAGAUGCUCUGCCAGCUCCAGGCGCGGGAGACCAAGGCGAGCCUGUUGGAGCUCACUGAGAGCCAACUCGACGCCUCCACCAAGCGCGUGCUCGAGCGAAACGAGCAGCUUGCUGAGGAACUCGCCUGGCAGUCGCGGGAGGCUGAGAAAUGGGUGCGCCGGGCCGACAAGCUGGCCUCGGAGAACAAGUCCCUCCGGCGCGAGAACAAGUCCCUCCUGACAGAGAGGGCAGAGCAGCUGCGCUCCAAGGCGCACCCAGACCGUGACCUUGAGCCCCCAAAGCAGCAGCUUCGCGAGGACUUCGAGGGCGCGGCGCGGACAGAUAACAUUUCGCCGCGAGUCUCCCCGCGAGACUCCUUCUUGGCCUUCCCGCCGAUUAGCGGCCGCGUCGCCGGCGGCUCCUCGCCUCAGCGCAGAGAGUACUACACAGUCUGGGGAGACAGCACGCACGAAGCAUGCGGGUUAAAGUCGUGA
Emiliania huxleyi CCMP1516 is the source of this 990-nucleotide messenger RNA. RefSeq lists its product as hypothetical. Bases 1 to 990 code for a protein of 329 amino acids. Lineage: Eukaryota; Haptophyta; Isochrysidales; Noelaerhabdaceae. Gene Ontology annotation, molecular function: microtubule binding. Gene Ontology annotation, cellular component: cilium; ciliary basal body. The transcript is spliced from 3 exons. The record is from RefSeq and is a predicted model, not a curated record.